Molecule: messenger RNA, 3372 nt
Organism: Hypanus sabinus (Atlantic stingray)
Lineage: Eukaryota; Metazoa; Chordata; Chondrichthyes; Myliobatiformes; Dasyatidae
Gene: slc35e4
Product: solute carrier family 35 member E4
Exons: 5
Coding region: 722-1756 (344 amino acids)
Cellular component (GO): Golgi apparatus
Molecular function (GO): antiporter activity
Source: RefSeq, a predicted model, not a curated record
AACGGAUCCAGCCUAACGAUAGCAUCCUUAUUGCAGCUGAUGCGCUGUACGAGGAGGCUGAAGACCUUUUGGAGGUUAAGUGAAGAGCCAAUGGAGAUGGCAUCUGCUGUGGACCUGUUGCACCAGUAGGCAAAUUGGAGCAGAUCCAAGUUGCUUCUCAGGCAGGAGGUGAUGUGUUUCAUCACCAGCUUCUCAAAAUACUUCAUCACUGUGGAUGUGAGUGCUGCUGGAUGACAGUCAUUGAGACACAAGCGAGAAGAACCCUGCGUGAAGCACAUGGAGAGUGAGUCGGGACCACGAGGAACAAAGAGCAAGGCCAGUGUAAAUUCCUCCGCCCAGAGCUCUGCCCUCGCACUACUUCAUUGGACCAGACAGGGCUGCAAGCAUUUCGGAGACGGCGCACAUGAGCGAAGCCAAAUACGUUACAAGAAGCACAGUGAUUCAUCGGAAACACCAACAGCAUCCAGUUACAGCAAGGCGUGGUGAAUUCAGAAAUUGCUGCUCUCCCACCUUUCAAAAUAAUUUAUGCUUUUCCAUUGCCUAUUCGCAGAAAGAAAGUAAUGUUCAAUGGGCAGUGAUCUACCAGCAAGGACCAAGCUGCUGAAAUGGACAGGACUUCUGGCAAGAGGUACAGACCAUCCCGCGUUUAGUUUCCACCCUGAACAACGCCGGCGAGCGUUAGAGGACACGGGGGGGGAAUUAACCCGAAGAUGGAGUUACCAUGACAACUACUGAUGUUUUCCCGGAGUUCCCUCCACCAAUAUCUGAUAAAGCAACCAGAGAGACCCUAAAGAAGAGGCAGAUGCUACACACGUUCGCUGCGGUCGUCGUGCUUUUGGCCACGGGAACUACCAUAACCAGCCUCAACAAAUGCAUCUUCGCCGUGUAUAAUUUUCGUUACCCACUCUUGUUGUCGGCUCUUCACAUGCUCACGGCGAUUGUUAUAGACUAUGUUUUGAUCCGAAUGGGAUUCGUAAAUCUGAAAAUUAAAGAAAUCAGCCUUCUUCCUACUGCUGCUAAAGUCAAGGUGUUUCUACUGAGUCUUACGUUCUGUGCCACCAUUGCUUUUGGGAACAUGGGAUUAAAUUGCGUGCAGGUCUCCUUUGCUCAAGUGAUCUCCACUACCACCCCUCUCUUUACCAUUGCUAUCUCAAAGCUCUUCUUGGGAAAGCAACAUCACAUUCUUAAGUACACUGCCAUGAUGCCCAUCUGUCUUGGAGCUUCAUUCAGUCUACUUGGCGAGGUACAAUUUGAUCACAAAGGAUGCUUCUACAUUUUUGCUGCCACCAUGCUGAGAGGAGUAAAAUCCAUCCAACAAAGUAUUCUGCUUCAGGAAGAAAAGAUCAACUCCAUCAUUCUGCUCUACUUGAUGUCCAUACCAAGCUUCUGUAUUCUUAUUUCAGCUGCGUUUCUGCUGGAAAGCGGCACUGUAUGGGAGCCGUCCAUUAAGUAUGACAACAGACUUUGGAUUUUUAUUCUUCUUAGCUGCCUGGGUUCUGUACUGUACAACUUGGCAAGCUUCUGUGUCACCACACUUACCUCUGCUGUCACUCUGCAUGUUGUGGGAAAUCUCAACAUGGUUGGAAACCUCGUCAUUUCACAGGUCCUCUUUGGCAGCGAGAUGACUGUGUUAAGCUACGCUGGUAUCGGGCUUACACUAACGGGAGCACUGAUGUAUCAGAACUCGGACUUAAUAGCGGACUAUUUAAAUUCAAGAAGCAAGCAUCAAGAGCAAGAGCGUUUAAAAACUGACUGAAAGAAAGCCUUGUAUAUAGGCAAGGAAAAAUACAUUCAUAAUUCAAUAGGAUUAAAUUGUGCCAAACUGCAGGCAGACAAAAUGCUAAAGAUAUUAAAGUAAAGCACAUUGCCUUAUUUAAGAAUGGUUUACUCAAUAUUUUGUUCUCUUUAAUGGUAUGAUAAGUCUGUGACUGGAAUUGUAUUUAUUUCAUCUUAUAGGUUCCAGAAAAGGUUAUUAAAUAGCUCAGUUUUUAUUGUAAAGAUUUUUCAUGUUAUUGGGAAAAACUAACAAUAUUAUAUUGCACAUUGCACACCCAUUUUAAAUUGCUCUUCUGCUUCUUUCCAGCUUUAAGCUGUUAGAAUUUCUGAUCAGCAGGAUCACAGUGCCCUAUUUCAUAUCCAAUAAAAACAUCAUUUUACAGCUGCUGGCUUUGGAUAAGAAUGAAGCCAUAGCAGGAUAGUUGUUAACAGCAGACCAGUGAGUCUUGAUACACUUUACCAAGCCAACCUGCCAUAGUUGUGAGGUGUGCCAUCAGAAAUUGCACGCAGAAAUUCUCUAAGGACAUCACUUCAGAACAGAGAUAAGGAUGAAUUUCUUUAGCCAGAGGAUGGUGAAUUCAUCACCACAGACGACUGUGGAGGCCAAGUCAUUGGGUAUAUUUCAAGUGGAGGUUCAUAACUUCUUGAUUAUUAAGGGUGUCAUAAGUUACGGGGCGAAGUCAAGAGAAUGGAGAUGAGAAGUAAUGAAUCAGCCAUGACUAAAUGGAAGAGCAGACUCAAUGGACCAAAUGGCCUAAUUCUGCUCCUAUGUUGUAUGGAAUCUUCAGCAGCACUUCUCAGACUUCCACUCUUUACCCUAUUAAACACAAAGACUGCUCUAAGUACAUCUUUACAUCUGUGUCUUGCACCAUCAUGACUUGAGAAUAAGUGGUCAAAACCCCUUAAAGUAGUGGUGCAGCAGGUAGUGCUGCUGCCUCAUGGCUCUUUUGGCCAAGAUUAGCUCUUGACCACCAGCGUGGUCUGUGUGAUGUUUGCAUCUUCUCCCUGUGACUGUGUAGUUUCCUCCAGAUGCUCCAGUUUCCUCCCAAUCCUGAAGAUGUGCAGCCUGCUGGGCUGAUGGCAUGACAAUCAAUGGGGACACCUGAGCAUGUGAGAGAGAAUGGUAGCAGAGAAAUAAGUGUGGAAUGGGAUUGUUUUAGAAACUGACAUACAUUCAAAGGGACAAAUGGCCUCCUAUCGUAUAAGGAAUUUGAACUCCAUUCAGGGAGUUAUUUUAAAACAUGGGCUGCAGAAAUUGAAGAAGCCACAUCUCCAUUAACUACAUGAGUGUAAGUAGGAAUAGAGAAUAAACAAUCCCUUGAAUCCCUAAUGUAUUAAAUAGAGUCAAGUCCUAAUACCAAGUGGGAAAACAAGAUCAAACCUUAAAGUCUUGUUCUAUGUAAUCUGUUCAGAGUAUGUAAUGACUCAGAAGUGGAGUACAACUACAGAAUCCCAGCUGAUAUCAUUGAAGAGCUUAAUAAAACUGGAUAGAUGAGAAUUCAUCAGAGUGAACUUGCAAUCUAGCACUGACAUUUUGUUCUGCUAUUUCACUAAAACAAGUACUUACUGUACUUACAUGGAUAUGUUGUAUUGUUA